CAGGUGUCAACACGAAAGGAAGAAGUUCGUUUUUCCCGACAGCAAGUAAGCACGCAUUCUCAGGCAUCUUUUAGCCACUCUCUGCUGGAAAACAGUCAGUUUAAUUGUAAGAGUUUUCAGUCGAUUAUAUCAAGAAGCGCGCAAAUUCUUCAACCUUCUCACGGAAACCGAAAGAUUUCACAAAUAUUGUUGUGUGCAAUAUUAUAAGAAACAUAAUGAAUAUAACAUGCCGAAUGAGGUGGUUAAUCGACGGUGUUCCCAGACCCAUGUCAAAAAAAUCGACCGUGAGGAUCGGCACGCACGACAGGCAUUUCCAUUGUUCUGAGGUUCUCGCCUGCGCACUGUUAAAACUGCUGCCACAGUAUAAAGAUGCGUCUAUAGUUAGAUCUGAAGAUAAAAGUAUCUUAGAUACCUGUGAUAUCGUGGUAGGUGUUGGCGGAGAAUAUAAUCCUUCCAGACGUCGAUAUGAUCAUAACACGAGAGAAUUCCAAGAAUGGAUGAAUAUCGUUAUAAGGGAACCAGAACAUCAUCGCAAAGUAAAACUAACAAGUGCGGGACUGAUCUACUACCAAUUCGGUCGUGAGAUAUUGAAAAAUGUACUUUCGGACGUAACAGAGGACAUAAUUAUUAAUAAAAUGUUUGCGUUUAUUUAUGCGAAAUUAAUCAGGGAAAUCGAUUUUAUGGAUGAGCACAAGUGUAAAUUAGAAUCAUAUACUGAUUUAAGUGCGCGCGUAUGCAGACUAAAUCCUUUGUGGGAUAGCCAGGAUGAGAAAAAAGACAAACAGUUUGAAAAAGCUAUGGCUUUGGUUCGGAAGGAAUUUUUGGACAUUGUAAAAGACGCAAGAAACAUUCGGUUACCGUCAAUGGACAUCGUGCGACACGCUGUGGAGAAUCGAUUCAAAGUCGAUCCGAGCGGAGAGAUAAUAAUGUUGUCGAAAGUUAUAACGUAUGAAGACUAUCUGUUUAAACUAGAAAAGGACCUGAACGUGUCGCCCUCAAUAAAAUAUGUCAUUUGGAAGACUGGAAACAUUUAUUGUAUUGGCUGUGUCCAGGAAUAUUACGUGUACAGAAUGUUAUUUCCGAAAGCGUGGGGUGGUUUGAGCCAUGAUACCCUUGUGAAAGCCUGUGGAAUUGAAGGCGCUCUACAUGUACAUCCCGAUUGUUACGUCGGCGGUCACGAAACCGAGGGCGGCGCGGUUGCCAUGGCGCGGAAAGCACUCGAGAUUCGGAAAACUGUGCAAGGUGUAGCAGAAUGAUGAUGUCUAGAACAUUGAUUUUUUUGUAGAAUUUUUAUGACGGUUACUGAACAUUUUUUUAAAACUUUUUUUGUACUUAAAUGCAACUCGAUCAUGUACAUUUUUUUUACACUCAUGGAACUUCACAGUAUAAGAAAAUCAUUUCAUCUUUUGAAUUGUCGUGCGUCAAAUGCUUGUGAAUAUGUUCAAUAAGGACGAACUAUAUACUGCACACACUUAUUCCAGAAAUUAUUU
Molecule: messenger RNA, 1490 nt
Organism: Temnothorax curvispinosus
Lineage: Eukaryota; Metazoa; Arthropoda; Insecta; Hymenoptera; Formicidae
Product: UPF0160 protein MYG1, mitochondrial-like
Exons: 7
Coding region: 216-1256 (346 amino acids)
Cellular component (GO): nucleus; cytoplasm
Source: RefSeq, a predicted model, not a curated record